UGGGCAUGCAGUUCUUCGCCGUCUACGCUUUGGGUGUCGCAGGUCAUAGCCUCAGCAUUCCUCGGCAUGGGCCUUCUUGUCACUUUCUGGCAAGGCAUGAAUUACAUCAUCGACUGCUAUGGCUUCUACAGCAAUAGUGCCAUCGCUGUCAAUACCUUCGUCAGAUCGAUAGCUGGAGCUGUCUUCCCACUUUUUGCGCCAUAUAUGUUCCAUAAUCUGGGCGUACCUUGGGCGACGAGCGUGCUCGGAUUCAUCUGCCUCGCAUUCGUGCCGGCACCAAUUCUUUUCUAC
Pseudocercospora fijiensis CIRAD86 is the source of this 291-nucleotide messenger RNA. RefSeq lists its product as uncharacterized. Gene Ontology annotation, biological process: transmembrane transport. The record is from RefSeq and is a predicted model, not a curated record. The annotation marks the transcript as partial. NCBI's taxonomy places the organism in Eukaryota, Fungi, Ascomycota, Dothideomycetes, Mycosphaerellales, Mycosphaerellaceae. The transcript has a single exon. Gene Ontology annotation, molecular function: transmembrane transporter activity.